Molecule: messenger RNA, 924 nt
Organism: Exophiala dermatitidis NIH/UT8656
Lineage: Eukaryota; Fungi; Ascomycota; Eurotiomycetes; Chaetothyriales; Herpotrichiellaceae
Product: enoyl reductase
Exons: 2
Coding region: 1-924 (307 amino acids)
Biological process (GO): very long-chain fatty acid biosynthetic process
Molecular function (GO): oxidoreductase activity, acting on the CH-CH group of donors
Source: RefSeq, a predicted model, not a curated record
AUGGAAUCCAAGCCCAUCGUGCUGCAAAUCCGCCCUCGAGGCAAACCAAUCAAGGCACUGCCGGAGUCCGUCGACCUGGAAGCCAAUGCCACGACCGCCGACCUUUUUGCUGAGCUCGCACGCCGAACGGGUUAUUCGGUGUAUCAGCUGCGCUUGACAAAGGGCUCCGAUGGCAGCGUCCUCCCGAAUUCGAAAGAUGUCUCUAUCCAUAACACCGGCCUCCGUGAUCGGAGCACGAUCUAUGUCAAAGAUCUGGGGCCACAAGUCGCAUGGCGCACCGUUUUCGUCGUCGAAUACUUGGGUCCGCUAUUGAUUCACCCGUUGAUAUAUGCGUUACGGCCAUACAUCUAUCCCUCAGCCCCAAAAGAUGCAUCCCAACUUCAGACCUUAUUGUGCUGGCUGAUUUCGCUACAUUUUGUCAAGCGCGAAUUGGAGACAAUAUUUGUUCACCGGUUCUCGUCCGCUACAAUGCCACUCCGGAACAUUUUCAAGAACAGCUUCCAUUACUGGGUCUUGUCGGGAGUCAUGGUUGCAGCCUUCAUCUAUGCUCCGUCUUCUGCCACUGCACGAGAAGCCAAUCCCCUGCUCUUGUACCCUGGAUUAGUACUGUAUACGCUGGGUGAACUGGGGAACCUUCAGACACACCUGACUUUGCGAGGACUAAGAAGCUCUGGGGGAACAGAACGCGGCAUACCACAGGGUCCGUUGUUCAAUUUGGUCACUUGCCCCAACUAUCUGACGGAGACCAUCUCCUGGAUUGGAGUCUACUUGAUCAGUGGUCUCAGCUGGGGUGUCCUGAUAUUCCUGCUUGUUUCUGUGGCUCAAAUGGCCCAGUGGGCGAAAAAGAAAGAGCAAAGAUAUCGCAAGGAAUUCGGAGACAAGUACAAGAAGAAGCGAUAUACCAUGCUGCCAGGUAUAUGGUGA